Molecule: messenger RNA, 1311 nt
Organism: Mercenaria mercenaria
Lineage: Eukaryota; Metazoa; Mollusca; Bivalvia; Venerida; Veneridae
Product: putative tyrosinase-like protein tyr-3
Exons: 6
Coding region: 1-1311 (436 amino acids)
Molecular function (GO): oxidoreductase activity
Source: RefSeq, a predicted model, not a curated record
AUGGGAAAGUUUAGUUUGUGUAGUGUCUUUGUGUUUCUGAUGGCGAAAGCAGUGGACACACAAACAACAAAUCAUCAGGAUUUGAUGUGGAACAUCAUCCCUGACAUGUCAUUAAACGAGAAAGAUCGAUCAGUCUUGAGAAAUAUAUCGGCGUCUCUUGGUAUGGAACCUAUUCAAGAACCUUUUGCAAUGCAAUCGAAUGCUUGUGGAUUCGCAGGAAGUACUCAGGCGAGGACGUCUACACAACGUCCUAGGAUAAGCCAAUACCCGCCGUCUGGAAAAUUUCUAGUUGUGUCACGUAACAUGGAUGGUUACAUUGACCUAUUUGCCAAGAUUCACGCCGAAGCUUCAGAUAAACACCACAGUGGCGCUUCCUUUCUACCAUGGCAUAGAGUUUAUAUAACCAUGUUUGAAGAAGUAUUGCGAAUGUACGACCGUUCAGUGUUCCUUCCGUACUGGGCAAGCACGUUCGAUGACGCCAUGAGCAAUCCUGUUAAUUCUAUACUUUGGACUGAUUCAUACUUUGGUAACGGAGAAGGGAUAGUAACAAGUGGUCCGGCAGCGUAUUGGGUGACAGGACAAGGGGGGUUAGAGAGGAAUUAUGGCAGAGGCAGUACACUUUUCAAGAAGGAUCAGAUUCAGCAAGUCUUGUCUCAGUGCUAUUUAGCUAACAUAUCAAGACCUUCGGCUCCACCUGUCUAUGACCUGGAGGGUUACCACGGCGGUCCACAUGUUUGGGUGGGUGGAGAUAUGAGCGCUUUUAUUACAACUGGCUAUGACCCUGUAUUUUAUAUGCAUCAUGCUUAUGUUGACUAUAUUUGGGAACAAUUUCGACGCAGACAAAGAUAUAUAUGCAGAGUAGAACCGACAAGAGAUUAUCCUGAAGUUCCUGUUGACAAUAGCAAUCACCCAGAUGCUUCAAUGACAGGCUUUGAAUGGUACAUCAAUAGGGAUGGAAUCGGACCACAAUGGAUCAAUAACUGGUUUAAUUAUGACCCAGAACCAAGUUGUCCUGACUGCUGUCCUAACUGCCCCUCUCCAGCGCCUCUUUACUGCGAUAGUGUUAAAAACACGUGCGUAUCUCGAUCAAAAAUACUAGACAGUAGUGGUCAAUUAAGUGGGGGCUUUGCAGGUGCAAUGGCGAUAAGCUCAGCAAGAAUGGGAUCUGGACAGCAAGAGCGUCCUCCUAGGAACAGAGGUAGAGAAUUUGACGCACCACCGAGUGAUGGUAGAACUGCGGCAACAGCUUUACAGGACGCUAUGGUCGCAGCUCCAGCAACGCUUCAACAACAAUUUCGAACAUUUCUGUAG